This is a messenger RNA of Portunus trituberculatus (swimming crab), 3443 nucleotides long. Its product is annotated as zinc finger protein 33B-like. Gene Ontology annotation, biological process: regulation of transcription by RNA polymerase II. The transcript has 2 exons. NCBI's taxonomy places the organism in Eukaryota, Metazoa, Arthropoda, Malacostraca, Decapoda, Portunidae. Bases 830 to 2191 code for a protein of 453 amino acids. The record is from RefSeq and is a predicted model, not a curated record. Gene Ontology annotation, molecular function: RNA polymerase II cis-regulatory region sequence-specific DNA binding; DNA-binding transcription factor activity.
UAUACUAUCCAGAGUUAUUUUUGAUACUUUAAUCUUACGUCUUUGCCCAGGGGGUUGGCAAGGCCCAUCCUCCUCCUUUGUUGUAAUUAUUUAUUAAUUCAACAAUAAAUGUAUCAAUCAAUUAGUCAAUGUCGGGGAGCAUCCUUUGCAAUGGACCCAAAUCCAAGGGUAGUGAAUUGGUGGCAAUGCUGCUCAACAAUAAUAAAGCAACGCUCGCCGCCACCAAAGUAUUCUCAGACAUUUUUUGUGCGAAUGAAAAGUUUUUCAUCCUAUCAACGUGUCUCCUCUGACUGACUGAGUGAGUGACUGUGUGCAGCCUCUCUCUCUCACCACCACAGUGUUGCAUCUCUUGCUGUCUUCUACCGCUAUUUUCAUGCCAACUGCUCUUCAGGUCUAGGCAUGCCUCCCCCCCAACACUACACUUUCUUCCUUCUCUCACCUCUAAUCUGUCCACCUCUCUGAUGCAAGAGUUAACCAGUACUCUCAGUCACUCAUCCCUUUCUCUGGUACACUCUGGGACUCCCUGCCUGCUUCUGUGUUUCCACCUUCCUGGGACUCUAACUCUUUCAAGAGGAAGGUUCCAACACAUUUACCCUCUCAAGUUUAAUUUUUCUCUUUGUCAUGCAUCUAGGGAUUGGCACUCAAGUGGGCCUUUUUUUCUCCAGAGAAUUACUGUUGGCCGUGGCCAGUGUCCAGUGGCUCUCAGUGUCCUCACCAUCACUGUUGUUGCAGGUGUCCAGGCCGGGUGCCCUGCUGGGCUCUGACGUGGCUCCAUCUGCCUGACUGCUCAGAGGGUUCCUGCAGUGGAGGGGUGAGGCCGGGCAGCAGCAUGAGUGAACAACAGCAGCAGCAGCAGUCUACCUCAGGUUUGGGGAGGUCCAGCCAUGGUGCCAAGAAUGACCUGGAGGCAGGCAGCUCCACCCACAGAGGAGAGAAAAAGUUUGUGUGUCAGCAGUGUGACAAAAGUUUUACAUCCAGAAAAGGACUUAGACGACACACCCUGAGACACAGUGGUGUUAGAAAUUAUGAGUGUCUGGAAUGUGGAAAGGAAUUCAUCACUAAGUUUGAUCUCAACAAACACACCCUGACUCAUAGAAGUGUUAGAAAUUAUGAGUGUCUGCAAUGUGGAAAGAAAUUAACCACAAAGGGUAGCCUCACCAGACACACCCUGACACACAGUGGUGUUAAAAAUUAUGAGUGUCUGCAAUGUGGAAAGAAAUUCAUCACAAAGAGUAACCUCACCACACACACCCUGACACACAGUGGUGUUAGAAAUUAUGAGUGUCUGGAAUGUGGAAAGAAAUUCAUCACAAAGAGUAACCUCACCACACACACCCUGACACACAGUGGUGUUAGAAAUUAUGAGUGUCUGGAAUGUGGAAAGAAAUUCAUCGCUAAGUCUGAUCUCAACAAACACACCCUGACACACAGUGGUGUUAAAAAUUAUGAGUGUCUGGAAUGUGGAAAGAAAUUCAUCACUAAGUCUGAUCUCACCACACACACCCUGAUACACAGUGGUGUUAAAAAUUACAAGUGUCUGCAAUGUGGAAAGAAAUUCAUCACAAAGAGUAACCUCACCACACACACCCUGACACACAGUGGUGUUAGAAAUUAUGAGUGUCUGGAAUGUGGAAAGAAAUUCAUCACAAAAAGUAACCUCAUCACACACACCCUGACACACAGUGGUGUUAGAAAUUAUGAGUGUCUGGAAUGUGGAAAGAAAUUCAUCGCUAAGUCUGAUCUCAACAAACACACCCUGACACACAGUGGUGUUAAAAAUUAUGAGUGUCUGGAAUGUGGAAAGAAAUUCAUCACUAAGUCUGAUCUCACCACACACACCCUGAUACACAGUGGUGUUAAAAAUUAUAAGUGUCUGGAAUGUGGAAAGAAAUUCUUCACAAAGAGUAACCUCACUAAACACACUCUGACACACAGUGGUGUAAAAAAUUAUGAGUGUCUGGAAUGUGGAAAGAAAUUCACCACAAAGUCUGAACUCACCAGACACACCCUGACACACAGUGGUGUUAGAAAUUAUGAGUGUGAGGAGUGUGGCAAAAAAUUCCUUACCAUUGGUAAACUCAACAGCCACGCCUUCAGACACACUGGCUUGAGGGAGUUCAAGUGUGAUGUUUGUGGCAAGUGUUUCAAGACAAAGAGUGACAUUGCCAAGCAUGUGAAGAUCCACUUUUGAGGUGGUGUGUUGUGUGGACUGGUGGGGCCACAGCCACACCUGUGGGAGUGUGUGGUGGUGGUGGUGGUGGUGGUGGACAGUGUUUCUUUCCUUUUCUCUUUUUCCUCUUCCAUUGCCUCCUCCCGACCUUGGCCUGACCUUCCAGUAUUUACUCCUCGGCACAGCCAGGUGAAGCACGCCUUCAGUGGGAAGCGGUCUCCCGAGGGUGUCACCAAGGCUCUCCAUCUCCAGCAGGACAUGGCGGGGGUCAAGAUGGCAGGCAAGCAAGUAAGUAAGUAAGACGUUGGUGUGUUGGAUGCCUGCGUGACUCCAUGCUACGCUGGCCUGCCACACCACAGGAUACAUUGAUGAUAGUGUCACCUCAGCACACACUACACUGUUGUCAUGUGUGGCAGUGCCUGUAAGGACAGCACACCCCUGUGGUCUGUUAUUGCAAGGAGUGUGUUUGUUGUAUACUGGGAUACAAGGUAGAAGGAAGCAGUGUACACCUAGUUUUGUACUUGUUGUAUUGUGAGGGGUGUGUACUUUAUGUAUUGUGGGUUAUAAGACAGAAAGUAGUAGUAGUUUACACCUAGCCUUGUGUAUCUUGUGAGGGGUGUGGACUUUGUUGUAUUGGAGUUUACAGGCAGUGUUGUAUGUACUGUGUUUGUGUUGUGAGGUGUAAGGAGAGGCAGACACUUGUAGUGUGUGUGAGGGAGUCCCUUGAUCAAAUCACUGCCUGGAGUUUCAUUAGGCCACUGGGGUUUGUGUAAUUGUAAAGUAUCUUUUUAUCUCUGUAACCAUUAACCAGUGCUGCUUUAAUGAUGUUUUUGACAUAAUUGGUUUACAUCUUAAGUUGGUGUGUGUCUCAUAAUAUUUUUAGCUACAUAUAUUUACAGUCUAAAAUGUCUGUUUCAUUAGAUUGAGUAGUGUAACAAUGUCAGUGAGGCAUAUCUGAGCACUGGUUAAUCCCUUCAGUACUGGGACACAUUUUUACCUUGAGUUUUGGGUAUGAUUAGACAGUUUUGUUAACAUUAGGAAUGGUCUGUGAAGGCCAGAAGAUUAAUAGCGACAGUCUUCUUUAUUUUAAUCCCCACAUAAGUUUCUGUAGCAGUAUAAAAUCAGCAAAUAGUGAGCAGAAUGAAUAUGGAAAUGUUUUGUGGUACUGAAGGGGUUAAGUGUACCUGUGUGUGAUGACUGAUUCCUUCCAAGGCACCUGUAGAUCUGACUGUACUGACAUGUGAAGUUGUGACGAAUAUAUUGUUGUUGACCA